UCCCCUCCCCUCCUCUCCACCACCACUCCUCCCCCUCCUCCUCCCCGGCGCGCGCCGCGACGCCCUCCCCAAGGCAGGCAGCCUGCCUUCGCCCAUCCAUGCGGCCCGACCGCUAGCACGCGCGGCACCAGCAGUAGACUCCCGCGCGCGAGCUGGCGGCAUGGCCAACUCGGCCCCGGCGGAGGAGGCGGCGGCGCUGCGGCGCCGCCUUCGACGCCUCGUGGCCGCCGUGACGGCCGGGGGUGGGACCGGGCCGGAGGCGUUCGGCGAGGCGGCGUCGGCGCUCGCGGCGCUGCGGGACGCGGAGCUGGGCCCGCGGAAGGCCGGGGGCGGGGCCGGGGCGGAGGCGGCCGUGCCGGAGCACUUCCUCUGCCCUAUCUCGUCGGAGAUCAUGAGGGACCCCGUCGUCCUCGCGUCCGGUCAGACAUACGAUCGUCGCUUCAUUCAAGAAUGGUUAAGUGCUGGAAACAGGACGUGCCCACAGACUCAGCAAGUCCUCUCAAAUACAGUUCUCAUCCCAAAUCACCUUGUUAGAAGCAUGAUCGCACAGUGGUGUACAGAGAAUGGAAUUGCUCUUUCACCACUUGAGAACCAAGAGGAAGAUUUAGUUACCAACAAUGAGCGAAAGGCAUUCAGUGAAUUAUUUGACAGGAUCUCAUCCUCGUCAGACAUAUCUGAGAAGAAGCAAGCUAUUAAAGAUCUUCGACUGCUAACUAAGCGCAAUAGCUCAUUCCGAGCAGUCAUCGGAGAGAAUCCAGAUUCCAUCUCUCAAAUGAUUUCUGCUGUCUCCAAUGCAGAAUUGGAAAGCAAUUCUGAAGUUCUGGAGGAUACCGUGACAACAAUUUUAAAUCUUUCAAUUCAUGAGAGCAACAAGAAGAUCAUUGGAGAUGACACAAAGGCAGUCACAUUCCUCAUAAGUGCCUUACAGUCAGGAACUAUGGAGGCCCGCAGCAACGCUGCAGCUGCCAUCUUCAGUUUGUCGGCCCUUGACAGCAACAAGGCGAAGAUUGGUGAGUCCGGUGCAAUGAGGCCUCUGGUCGAUCUUCUCGAACAUGGGAGCAUGACGGCGAAGAAAGAUGCGGCAUCGGCUAUUUUCAGUCUUUGCAAGUUGCACGAGAAUAAAUCAAGAGCUACAAGGAGUGGAAUCAUUGAUGUGGUGCUGAAGUCCAUCAGCGACGAGUCGCUCAUUGACGAAGCGCUGACCAUCCUCGCUCUGCUAUCAAGCGACCAUGAGACGGUGGAGGAGAUUGGUGAGACUGGUGGGGUGCCUUGCAUGCUCCGCAUCGUGAGUGAUGAUCAAUGCAAGCGCAACAAGGAGAACGCGGUGGCGGUGCUCUUCUCCAUCUGUAUGUAUGACCGGACGAAGCUGAGGGAGGUCGUCGAGGACGAGAACCUGAAUGGCUCGCUGGCCUGGCUCGCGCAGAACGGCACCUCAAGGGCGAGGAGAAAGGCCGCUGGGAUCCUUGACAAGCUGAAGAGAACAAUCCACAAAACGCACUACUCCUGUUAGUGUGGGCGGAGGCUGCGGGUAUGUAACUAGACGAAUAAGACUGGGGAUGUUCAUUUGGUGUAUAUAUUUGAGCUGCAUAUAUGUCUACUCUUGGUUCGGUACAUAAGUUCUACAGUUUCAGAGUAAGUAGUGGAAGGUGGUGCCUUUCUCCAGAGUGAGAGCUAUUCUCCGUUCAUCUGAAUUAUUAUGCUGUCUCAGAGUGAGUGGUGCUGUCUCCGUUCCAUCUGAUCCUGAAGGCUGAAGCACAUUUUGUGCUGCUACAAAUUUUGCUCAAAUCAGAUUGAUUUUCUACCUUUUCAA
Messenger RNA from Oryza brachyantha (malo sina), 1810 nucleotides. Its product is annotated as U-box domain-containing protein 9-like. Gene Ontology annotation, biological process: protein ubiquitination. Gene Ontology annotation, molecular function: protein binding; ubiquitin-protein transferase activity. The coding region runs from base 161 to 1510 and encodes 449 amino acids. The transcript is spliced from 2 exons. The record is from RefSeq and is a predicted model, not a curated record. Gene Ontology annotation, cellular component: nucleus; cytoplasm. NCBI's taxonomy places the organism in Eukaryota, Viridiplantae, Streptophyta, Magnoliopsida, Poales, Poaceae.